AUGACCACAUUCUUUCAACGGCUGAAGCAUCCCUUUCGCCGGCCUACUCAUUACUACACGAUUGCCGAGCCUUCUCGCACGCCGCAACAGCUUGAGAGGCAACAGAAAAAAGAGCUACAGAUGGCACAAGACAAGAUUGAGAACGACCUGGAUGACGGGCGUGUCCGACCAAGAAGGAGCAGUUCACCUGAUAGUCUUCCUGUGAUCAUUGACAAAGGGCCUUACAAAGGCUACUUCUAUCCAAAAGAUCAGCUCUACUUUAACAGCAUUAUGCUGGCCGCAGAUGUAGAACCGAGAUAUGUUGGUCCGCCUGGUGGAGAGUUCAGACAAGAGGUUGCCAGGACCCCGAUUCGGCGCCCAAGAGGCAGAAACAACAGGAGCCCGUCCCCACGACCCGUGCCGAGUGAGUGGUUGACCGCUUCACAAAAUGCGGAAAACCUAAGACGGUGGGAAGAGCGUAAUGGCGUCGAGCCUAGACCCAUGCGUGCUCGGCGUCCAAGCCGCAUGCUAUCACCUCCGAGGCCAACAUCGCCGCCCAGAGGACCCAUUAUGCCUGGUACGCAGGAAUGGGACAAGUUUAUGGAUUUUCCAUCUGAAACCUCUUAUCACCCUCAAUCAGAUAAGCAGUGCAACCAAGCGGCUAAAGCGUCUGUUACAUUGGAAACCCCAGGAUCGUCAGUACCAGCAGUGACCGAAAUGCAGAACCCGUUGCCAUCUCAUCGUGUCAAUAAUCUUCCACAAAGAGGGCGGUCCAUACCACCAAGUCCGACAAGCUCUCAAAUUAGAUUACCGGGUAUCUCGCCAACCGAUGAGGGGUCGACACAACCAGCGACAUGGACUUCAGCCUUGAACAGCAUUUUACACAAUGAGGCAGUGGAUCCGGCAAUGAGAGAAGCUGUCAUAGAUAGGGCACGGCAUAACUCUGCCACUAGAGGUUCAGAACACCACGAGACACUUCCUAUUGCCCCAGUCGACGCGGGCCUUGUGCCAAACUUUAGUUAUCCCGUCGCCGCAAGUGCAUUCUAUGAUCGUGUUGAUGCCGCGCAGGAAUCUCAGAUACGACCAGUUCAAGAAGACGAACUGUUACCAAACGGUGUUAGUGUUGAGACAAGCAGCCAUACAAGCUCGAAUGACACUCUCUAUCGUGACCCAACCCCGCUCAGCUGGCCACUGCGAGGGGGACAAGAAGAGACUCACUCUCCACUAACAAACGGCGUCCCGCCAGGCUACUACCCACCGUCAAGCUCCGAUGGCACUGCUGGUACCGCCGAUACGAGUAUCGAUCCUCGCCAGCGCCCGCCACCACCUCCCGAUCUCGUUCCGGAACAUACUUCCACACUGCUCUCCUCCAUUCUCACACCGUCGGAAUUUGCCCUCCAUCGAGAAAUCGUUCAUGGAGCAGCGCUGGUAGGUACCCCAAUAUCCCCCACACGCAGCAACACGAGCUCCUCAACACCACUGGACACGCGUCUGAUCCAGAAACUUGACACUGUCGUCUACGGACUUCAAGACCGCAUCAAUGGACUAGAAGACGAUCUCGUGCCGCAACUUGGCACGUGGCUUGAGCAAAAAGACCUCGAGAUCAGCGAACUGCAUAUCGAAACAUCCAAUCUGCGAGAUGAAGUUGCGGAACUAAAGCGCAUUGUGGAUUUUAGCAGCAGAACUCUGGGUCUGUGUCGAGAACGCGAAUGGGAGGUCUGGCAGACGUUGUUGGAUAUCCAGCGAAAACGCGAAGAGAAGCGGAGUCCUCUCUCCCGCGUUUUCUCCUGGGUACGAGGGAAUCCAACUCGGGAUGUGGACGGGCUUCAAUCUUGUAGAUCGACAGAUCUUGGGAACAAAGGUCUUCUUAAGAAGGAACUUGAUGCCCUUCUACUUAUCGCGAAGCAGAAUGUUGACGUAAUUGACGAGGACAUGGAGGAAAUGGCGAGGCUGGUGUGGGCGUGUAAGGCGAAGAAUGACGUGACGGAGGAAGUCAGGCCAGUGGAAGGGUCUGGGGAGCAUGUUUGA
Exserohilum turcica Et28A is the source of this 2007-nucleotide messenger RNA. RefSeq lists its product as uncharacterized. The record is from RefSeq and is a predicted model, not a curated record. The transcript has a single exon. NCBI's taxonomy places the organism in Eukaryota, Fungi, Ascomycota, Dothideomycetes, Pleosporales, Pleosporaceae. Bases 1 to 2007 code for a protein of 668 amino acids.